AUGAUCGGUGGCUGUCAAGGCGAAGGCUACUUGAUCAUCAAAAUAUUCUUUAUUCUGCGAUUUGGAAUCGGUUCGACCGCCUAUCUUGAUCCUGGCAAGUACUACGAAGAACACGUCGUUCGAGAAUGGAUUGAUGGACGGUUUUACGGACUCGUCCAGGAGGAAAAUGUAGAAUAAUUUUGUUUUUUUGUCGAGAAAUAAGAAGGGAAACAAGAGUUUUUGAGAUCAUAGGCAAAGUUGGAAGGCUCGAUAAAGGAACUCUUUUUGCAGCCUUUUCGCAGCCUUUUUGAGGCCGUUUUUGAGCCUCUCCAAAGUUUUUAGUUUUAUUAAAUAUUUUCCAGGAGUCGAUUGCAAAUCACCGCUUACAAGAUUUCUUCGGUACCUGCGAUUUUAAAGGUUUACCAAUUAAAAAAUGUCUUUCCUUGCAAAUUUUCAAUCAUUUUAGAAUCUCUUAGACCCCAAAAAUUAUGUCCAGGAACCUUGUUGGAGACGUCCGAGUUCUGCAAAGAGUACACGGUAGAUUUCAGGAUUUCUUUAAAAAAAUAAUAUUAAUUUGUUUUUCAGUCAUAUUGGACAGACCAAUUUCACUCCUUGGUUUGGUGUCGAAGAAGGUGAGAAUGAAAAACGACAAUAAAGAUAAUUUUUUUUUGAGAAACUUGUCAUUGUGAUUGCAAUGAUGGAAAUCGCCGUUUUCCUGGCUGCGAUUGUGAGAAUAAUUAUAGUGAGUUUGAUUUUUCGAAGUUAAGUAUGAUUGGAAUGAAAAUUCGAUGUUUAAUACCGGAAAAAUCUAUUUUUGAACAUUUUUUAGUCCCUUAUUGAAGGCGCAGGGCGGGGCUUGAAAAUAAUCGUUUUUGAACCUGAAACUAUCAUGUAAAUUCAGCAUCGGGAGUUAAUGAAAGUACUCUCUUUAGAAACGCCUGAGUACUCCCUAGAGGAGAAACCUUAAGGGAACUUGAAGGUUCCCCUUUAGGGGCCACUUUUAAUUGCCCUAUAGGGGACACUAAAACUCACAGAAGUGGGUAGGAUUUGUCGAAAACAAAACUACAUUUUUCUAGGAACCUGCGUCUUCAACGGGUCCUGCGACGAAUGGCCUACGGUGUCCAAAGGGAAUGAUACAUUCAUGUUUCAUCACUUCGACAUGACCGCAGUGAUGCCAAAUGUCAAGUUUGGCGUGUUUUGUGAGAAUUUUUUCAAGAAAAAAAAAUUGAAAAAAAAUAUUUUUCAGCAUAUUUUGUUCGGGCCUAUUCAACCACGUACCUUUCCAACAGGGCGACGACUUUUAGUAGCAAAUAUUUCGAGUAUAGCGGCUUGGGUGUGAGUUUGAAGGGGGAAAAUAGCUGAAUUUUAUCAUUUAAAUUUUUUAAAAGUGUUCAGGGUCAAAGUUAAUUUUGAUUUUUGACAGAAUACGCCAGAAUGGUCCUCAGAGGGGCAACUUUAGGGCUUCUUGAAGGCCUCUCUAGGGACUGCUUUAAAUAGUAUUAUAGGGCGCAUACUGAGGCUUGCAAAAAGGGCUCCCUUAAGGGGUAUCCGUUAGUGUCGAUUAUUUCAUGCGAAAAGGUCAAUAAUUUAACGUUUUUUUAAUGAAAAAAUAUCAGCAGAUCGAUAAAGUUUGUCUGGUUUGAACUGAAAGGCCCCUAUAGGGACCACUUGAGCUUUAGGGAGGCCCUCUUUAGGGGCCACUUAAACUUUACCCCUAUGCCGAGCACUUUUUUGUCCCCUAUAUUUUUUGGCCAAGCCCCAUAGGGACCACUUUCUUCCUUUUUUCCCCAAAAAUAGUGGAGAUGAGGCGAAUUUUAGUGCUUCCCACCUUUGGGAAAAAUUAAUUGUGAGGUCGAAAAUCUGAAACAAGCUUCUAUGUUACCGAUUUUUGAACAAUUGCCUAUAGUCUGUUCAAAUUUUAAAUGUCGUUCUGACUCAAGCUCCGCCCCUUUUGGCACAAUAAACCAAUAAGAGAGCGAGCCAUCCACAGAGCCUUUUUGAAUGACGUCAUUCUACUUGACAUUCAAAAUUUGAACGGACAAUCGUCAAAGUUUUUUUUUCGGAUUUUCAUGUAUCAUUAAAAAUUAUUAAAUGCCUGUAAAUCCAUUUUUUUUCUACUAUUCCAGUGCAAAAUCGCGUUCCGUUUUCUUCUCGUCAAGCAGACCUUUUCAACCAAAAUCUCUCUGACCCUGACUCAAGAUGAAGGUAUUUGAAAAAAGGAACUUUUCUCUUGAAGUCCCUCUCAGAAACUUCGGCCCUCUGGAGUUUCGGCGAUUCGAACGACGUCUGGAUGGACCAGGAGGUCUACAUCGGAGCUCAUGAAACGCCGUUUCGACUCAAUUUUUUGUGUGAAAGUGGUCGGAAACCGAAAGUGAAGCGGAAAGAAACGAACAAUUCCGUCGUGGAAUGCGCCGUCACUGCGAUUCACUUCAGUGGCUGUGAUGGUCGGUCUUGGAAAAUAAAAUUAAGUUCUCGUGAAAAAAAUGACUACAUAUGAACUCCAGAGUAGUCCCUAUAGGGGUAACCUUAGAGACCCUUGAAAGGUCCCCUCCAGCGACCACUUUACCAACCACUGUAGAGGUCACUAAAGCUUGCAAAAGUGGUCCCUAUAGGGGACAUCGAUAAAUUGUAUGGGCCUAUGCGGAGAAACAUUUCCAGGGAAAAAUAGAAUAAAUAUGACCCCUAUGGGGACCACUCAAGCUUUAGGCGCCAAGGAGUCAGAAUUUAAACCCCUAUAGGGACCCCGUUGAUUUCACCCCCAUAGGGACCACUUUUUCGGCCUUUCCAAACCCCCCCCCUUAAAGGAAGUUUCUAUUCACAUGACGCUUUGAAGUUCUAAGCGUUUGAACUUUUUCUAUGACCAAUCUCCCACUGAAAAAAAAACUGAAAGAACCAAAUAACUCCACUCAAAAUUAUCAGCUUCUUUCCCGAGCGUAAUUGUACGUAAUCUCGUGCUUUUUUCCCAAGAGUCUGGCGAAAAAGCUGAAAAUAACGGCCACGAGGCUACAUAAUACAACCUUUGUCAUGAUCGUUAUUCCCAAAAAGUGUAGUCAAUGAGAAAAAAAAACGGAAAAGCUUUUUUCUAGUUGACUACAACUCGGUGAAGUACUGUUCGACGGGGGAAAUGUUCGUUUGCGAUGGUUUGAAGCGCAAAAAAUGCGUCAAAGAUGCGGAGUGUGACUUGAAGUUCGACUGUGAUGACGGGUCGGAUGAGUGGGGAUGUGGUGAGUUUCGAUAAAAGAAGGUUUCCGAAAAGUUUGAAUAUUAAAACAUUGAAAUUCCUUCUCUAUUUAAUGGCCACUUCAGUAGUUUCUCAUCCAGCAUUCCUUCCAGUAACUCUGAUAAUUUAAAAAAAAAAAACAGACUGGACGAGUUAUGUUGAUCCAUUGACCCCUAAAGUGGCCACAAAAAUUUUUAGUGGUCUAGUAGUAGCACUUAGACCUCUAUAGUGGCCACUAACUUUUAACCCCUUAAGUGGCCACUAAUUCGACAACUUUAGUGGUCACUAAAACGUCAAAACCCUAUGGUGACCCCUAAAAAAUUUUCAAAGCUGUAUACAAAAUUCCUUAACUUUCCAAGGGUUACAUUUUCUCAAAAUCUCGCAGUUUUCAACGGUUUUGAUGAUAUUUUUUGGAAUCUCUGCGAAAAUCUUUUUUUAUGAAGAUAAGAAAAAUUUCACAAAGUACAAUCCCUCACUUCAAAAAGCGAUUUUUCGAAAACGGAACAUUUUUUGCUAUUUUUAUUGAAUCAGGAUGAAACGUUGAAUUUUGUUCCGGUCAACCAGGAUUUCCAGAAAACCUCCCCCUUGGAUCUCGUUGUGAUUUCGGAGAAAUGGACGUUGAAACCAGUGGCUGGAAGUUUCUGACACAGUUCUACGGAAACUCGAAAGUUUUCAAGCGAGAUAUUGGAAAAGUCGAGUCGGCCGAACCGAAGAAUCUUUUCCAAGUUUCGUCGGCAACCCUCAAAGGGGAGAUAAGAAGGCCAGCCAGAGAUGGAGCAGGUAGAAAUUGACUGAUUGGUCGCAUUUGGAAUGGCUCGGCUGCUCCAAUGUGCGCCCGACUCUGAACAACUUGCGCGCUUGAACAUUAGGAAGCAUCGUUUUUUCAGGGCAUAUUCGUGCAUUUUUAUUUAUCCUCUCUUCUCAAAAUGAUACAUUUCGUUCAUAAUAUGGUAAUAAGUAUACAAGAAACCGAAUUUUCCUCUAAAGUCAAAUUUUUCAAGUUCUGCCAAUUUUUCGACUCACAGCCGUUUUCAAGGCCUUUUCAAAAAAUCUUGUUUUCAUACUUCAGAAAGCUUCUCGGGUUCACUGUAGGGUUCUCUAAAUACUUUUCUAAAAAAAUAAUUAGUUCUUUUUCAAAAAAAUUUAUCACAAGAAACCGCUUUCGAUGUAUGCAAUUUUUAUUUAAAUUCGGCUUCACAAAAAAAAAAAAAAUUAAAAAACGCUGAGCCAUUCCAAAUGCGGCCAAACCAUGUUUAUCAUAAUUUUUUCCAGGCCCUUUCCUACUCUACUCCCACUUGCUGGCCGUCCAAGAACAGCGCCAAGCGAGAACCACCGUUUUUUUGUCUCCAAUCUUUCCUCCAACCAAUCCGGAUGCCUACAAUAGAAGUCAUCCAUUGUAUAGAUCUUGUAAAGUUCGUCUUUUCUGAUGAAAGUCGGAAAAAUGUCUUGGAAAAUGAGAAAAAUUACCUCAGAUUUGUCAAAGUAUCACUGAAGCUUUAGAAAAUUGGGUCCAAGAACUAUUCGGUGAAAAAGUUCAACCUACAGUAUCUCAUGUUUUUAUGGUUUUAUUUGGAAACUGAAACGUUUUUUUCAGAUUACUUCAAGUUUUCAAAGUUUUGAUUCUUCGUCUCCAGAAAAGCAUGAUUUUUCCAGUUACGCUACAGUUAUUACGUGAACGGCGUCGCUUUUCCUGGCUUCAGUAUCAAAAUAAUUCGCGCCCAUGGGGAUCCCUUCAAAGACGGGGGCCAGGAAUUCCACAACGCCCUCGCUUUGGACCAUUUUCGGCAGUUAGUUUUGAGAAAAAUGUUUUUUUUUCUUGUAAGAAGCUUCUUCCAUGGUGAAGUCAUUCAUAUUUGAAAGUGGGGAUUAAAAAUUCAGAAAAGUUAUGUAUUUUUCCAACUUGAACUUGUGUUUAAUUGAGUAGGGCCGAAUGCUUCUCAUGAAGAGUUUCUAAAAAUGAUUUUAUACAAUUCAUAAUUCUGUAAUAAACCGGAAAUCAGGGGAAAAAAUUGAACAAGAGACAAAAUUAACCUUGAAAAAUGGUUUAAAAAAAGAUACUGGUAAAAAUAAAAAGGGGCAGCACUACACUGACUGAACAGCAAUAGACAGAAAAGAACGCCCGUAUUUUAUUAAUUUGCAGUGGAACACAAAAAAAGCGGUCGUAUUUUAAUAAGCGGUCGCAAUGGUCGCAUUUUGUAAGCGCCCUUAAUUUUUAGCAUGCCAUUCGAAACAUAAAAAAGACAUAAACGCAAUUUUUUCUGCGCGAAAGCGGCGCAGUGUAUGCACACAACACACGACACUUUACGGAGAAAAAGUGGUCGAAAAAACGCCGAAAUUCAAUUUGAGUCCGUCUCUAGAGUUUUAAUCAAGCAGAAUUUUUUACUACAGGCAUCUGGAGUAGCUCAGGUGGUAAUAUUUCGAAAAGUACCAAAAAGGAAAGAAUUUGAAAUUAUACCUAUAUACUACCCUUUCAUUAUCGAUUUUAGACUUUAAAUUUUUUGAUUAUCAGAAGAUAACUUUUUGGGGAUCAAUUAUUACUGCCGCAAGAAAUUUCAUGCUUCAAUUUUUCUUCCUCAGAUCUGCGUGGAACCGCAAAAAUCUACCAAUUCCCAAGCAACUGACACAGUUUCGUUUGGCCAUUUUCGCCACCUUCAUGGAAAUCGACGCCGGCGUCGUCCUGGGCCUCGACGAUAUAUCGAUCAGCCCCCAAUGCUUCAGAUCCGAUCUGAACAGCACUUAUACACGGGUACCCGAAGGUUUAUCGACAAAAAUGGGCCCAGCAAUUUCCGGAUCCUUCCAGGGUUUUCUUACCUACCGGCCAAAGUUUUAGUCGAUUCUUGUGAUCAUUCGGGUGUCUCUCCGCCGACAUAUCAAGAAUGCAAGUGAGUUCGAAAAAAAAAUUAUUGUAAAACAUUUUCUAGCUUGCUUGGAUCAGUUAUCUUUAUUCUAUGUUCAUUUUUUUGAAGUUUGUCAACUUGGAAAAACUCUCAAGUGGCCACUAGAGAGGCUACUUGGAGAGGACACUGAGGUGGCCACUGAAGCGACCUAGUGGCCUAGUAUUAGUACUCAGACUUCCAAAUUCACCGGUCACUAACCACUUGAGUGGCCAUUAAUUCGAUUACUAUAGUGGCAACUAAAACAUGAAACCCUAAAGUGGUCACUAAACAUUUUUAACUCGAAAUCUUUUCUAGCGAGCGACGAUUGGAUGACGGGUUCGCUCAAAUAAGCUUCAAAAAUGACGGGUCACAGGUUUGGAAGGCCGAGGAAAGCCGGUUUUACAGGUAAUUUUGAAAUGAAGAAAAAUCAUAUUUUUCACGCAUUGAAUGUUGACAACUCAAAAAUCUAGUCUGUUAUGAAUGCCUUUUGAAAAAAAAAAACCGAUUAUAGGGAUUCCUCCAAAGUUCCUCAGACACGUUGAUUUUCUUUAUAAUCUCUGCGCUUGGAAAAGUGCCAACGUUGAUCAGAUAAAGCAGAAUUUUUUUUUCAGGUCUAGGAAAUUUUAUUAAAACUGAAGUUGAUUUCCGAAAAAAUCAUAUACAUGAAUGAUUUUUUGACGUCCUUUUCACGGUUUUUUUGCAGCUUGGAAAUUUUAACAGAGUUCAGAAAUUGAAAAAAUUUCUCAUUAACGUCUUUUCCUCUUCCAAACAACUUUAUUCGGUCUGAAGUUUGAGACUAUCCUUCCAGACUCGAAGCAUGUGGUGCGGCGGGUGGAAAACGGUUGAAUUUGACGGGUUCCUCUGGUGAUUGUGUCGUUGCCGUAGUUUAUCUCAAGAACCAGACGACUCUGGAAUUUCUCAUCGGUCAGAUGGGCGAGAGUCCGUGUCAAUAUGUGGGGAUCCCUCUCAAUGAAUAUAUCUUUUUUUUGGGUUUUUCUAGAGUUCGAAAGGCUUCGAUUGUACGAGGAAUGGAGCUGGAGGAGGUGGAGCGACGGUCGUCAAGAUUGGAAAUCGAGCAUUUCUGAUUGCUGGCGGGGGUGCUGGGGCUAGUCAUUUGUGAGUUUUGAAGAAGAAAAAUGUUGGAAAAUGGAAUUUUGGACGUUUUUAUGAUUUGAAAAAGUAAGGUUUCGAGGGGAAUCUUGAAAAGGGGAACUUGAAUUUUCUAAAAAAGGGGCGCUUUUCCAGAAUUAUGAGCCCUUUCAUGAACUCUUUAUUCGUUCUUUUUUGGACCUGUGAGAUUGAAAAAAAAAAUUCCCGAUAUUUUCUAGAAAACUUGAAUUUUCGGGAAAAAUAGCUUCUUUCUUUUCAAACAGAAAACUUUUCAUGAAUUUUUUAUUGGCUAGUUUCUUGGAAAAAAAAACUCCCCUAGCACUGUCUAAACUUGUGAAAAUCUUCAAAGUUCAGCGAAUCCUCCACCUAUCCGAAAAACAUUACAAACUCGGGUUACGGCGCAUCUUCGUCAAUUCCAACGAAUGUAGGCCUUAAAUAUCUUCAAAUUCCAUUUAUUUAUUAAGUUCAAUCCAAAUUGCUCCUCCGAAUGCCAAAAAGCGACGCCGACGACGUUCUCAAAGGCGGCCAAAUGUUCGAAUGAGACGAUUUUUGGCGGAUUCGGCGGUGGCGGAAGUUCCUGUGAUGAAGUUGGAGGCGGAGGUGCCGGGUAUUUCGGAGGAGCGGCUGGAUCUUCCGGCUCCAGCUUCAUCGAUCCCGACUUCUCCGCAACCACUCAUCAUGUCGGUUCCUUUCAGGAGGGCAACGGUCUCGUCAUUAUUAGUGAGUUUGAAAGAAUGGAAGAGUUUUUUCUUUCUUUUGAAGGGCUAGAUAGAAUUAGGCUCAAGCUGUAACAACCUUUCUAAUUUUUUUUUUGGAUGGCUCGGAAAGGUAGUUUUUCUUCCAAUCAGAAAUCAAACUUUUUUUCUGUCCAAGGUUAGUUAUUUCAGCGACAUGCAACUUGAACUGCGAAUUCCCGACCAUUUGCCGAUUCCACAAUGCUUCAUCCGAAAAACAAUAUUGUGCCUGUCCCAAUGGAGAAGAGUUUUUGAAUGAAACUUCGAUGGUCUGCGCUCACACUCCAGGUAAAAGUUCAGCUGGUCCACGGGCGGCUUAAGCCAUCAAAAAAUGGGUCGUGACACUAUUAAAAAAGCGCUUCAUUGGUGGACAGCGCGGACAAUCAUUUCCAACAUCUGUCUAUGGCUUUUGGUUUCGCCUUUAUUAAUCUUCAAAUAUUUUAUAUCUUCUCGAAUUUCUGAUAAGUUUUCGAAAGCGCAGAAGUCGGAAUCUGCUAUAAGUUACACUAAAAAAGCUCUUCGCCUCGAAAGUUUUUCGAUUUAAACCAUUCUCUCUCAAAAUUCCUAGUAGCUUCUGUAAUUUAAUUAAAAAAUAAAAAAAUUAGCGAUAUAGUCCGUUCGGUGUGACUUGACAGUUGUAAGUUUCUGCGCCACUCUGUUCCCUCACCGGCGAGGUCACAGAAACGCGAAAAUAGUGCGUCAACAAGAGAGGGUCGUCGAGAGACGAGGAGGGCGCAGAGAAGUCCCGCCCUUUCAAGCCGCGAAAGUUAGACUAAAACUAUAUGAUAAAAAUAAAUUUGGGAAUUACUCAUCAUCCAAUCUGUUGUUGUUUAGAUGAAUGCCCACUAUCGUGCAAUUCGCCAGCCGAAUGUGUCAUUUUGGAUUUCCUCCUCAUCCCAGCUUGUCGUUGUCCAAAUCGCGUAGAUUUGAUCGACGAGAAUGAAUUUUGUUUUGAAGGUUUUGUGGAAUAAAUUAACUUGAAAUUGGAAAAAUUCAGCCACCAGCAUCGAUUAUAUUUACAAAUUCCUUCUGAUCGGUAUCAUCUUCCUUUUGGUACUUUUCUCGGCCAGCUGUGAGUUUUCGACUUUUCAAAAACAGUUCAAAAUAAUUCACAGGGACUUGUGUGAGACGGAAAUCGCAAAAGAACAAGGCGUUUUCGAUCAACCCCUUCUUGAUGCAAAAUAUGGUGGAUUUUAUCGAACAUUUCACAAGAAUGAACGAUUUUCAGGAUGAUGGCCAUCACCAAAUCUACAACGAAGUUCAAUUCGGAACAAUUUCAAGACAUGAAGCUUUGAAAGAGUUGCCGCAGAUUGAUAAAGAACAGCUGUCUUUAGGGUAGGAUCCCGAUAGAAAGAAAAUGAAGAUAGUGUUCAAAUUGAAAAAGGCCUCACUUUAUCAUACCUUUUCAAAUGAAACAUGUACUUCAGAUGUUUAAUUAUAAGUUGACCAUAAUUUCUCAGGAAAAAAAGAAAAGUGUUUCGAAAUUAACCCAAAAGGCUCUAAAAAGUCGAAAUUAUCAUUUUAUUUUUCUUUCUUUUUCGUAGGUAGGAAUAAUAGAAAAGCAGCGGAUAAAUACAAGAAUCCGAUAUUUUUUAUUUGAUACAGCUGAAGCGAUCGAGAAAAGGAAAAUUACGUGGUUGAUAGGAAGGCCACGCCCCUUAUCCACUAAAGUUAGAGAGACCACGCCAAUUAACAGCUAAACUUACUAGUUAGAGGGACAAAAUAUUUAUCUUAUCUAUUUUUAAAGCUCGAAAGCUCACAGAUGUCUGUACAGUUAUAGUCGAUCCUCCUGUCGUGGAAGGCGGGAGGCAAAAGUCACGCGUUGCGUACGCGACGCGGCUUUUGGCGGGAAACGCUUAUUCAAACGCGAGCCUUUUUUGAAGUUUUUUCAUUAAUUUUCAACUUUUCUAGGGUUUUGAAAAGCAUGAGAAAGGUAUAGAGAAGAUGAUAUAUUGGGAAAAAAAAAUCUCAAGGCUUAUGAAAGACCCAAACUUUCUCUAUUUCAGAAGCCAAAAGGCGCUCGGACGAGGCAACUUUGGCCAAGUUAUUCACGGUGUCUAUCGAAGAGAGGAUGGGGGAUUGAUCGACGUCGCCAUCAAAAUAAUCGAACAAGCAUUUACUUCAAAUGCUCAGCGACAAGCCGACCUGAUGAACGAGGCGCUCUGCAUGGGGUUCGGAACUUUGAAAUCAAAAAUAAUCUACUUCAAAAUUUUCAUUUACCAUUUGAAGUGGGCAAGGCAGCAAGAAGAGAAUUGCUUUUUUUGAACUUUUUUUCCCUUCAAGUUGAUUUUUUUAAAGUCUAGUAGUUUUUGUCCUAUUUCAAGGUGACUGUUUAAAACAGGGUGAAAAGCUAUAUAAUGAGACCAAACGACAUUUUUUUGGCCACGGCCGCCUACUUUUUUUCCGUAAAGUGUAGUGUUUCUUGUGCAUACACUGCGGCGUUCUGGCACACGCCAUUUGUUUUUUUUUAGAUUAAACAGGAAAUUCGAGUUUUUUUAAAGGAUAAAUAGAUUCGUCUCGGGAGCCAUUAAUGCGCCUUUUAUGUUUUCUGUUGUUUAUGCGUUUAUCCAUGACGUCAUAUGGGAACGGCGGAGGUUUUGACCACGCCCCCUUAAUUUUUGGUUUUACAUUUUCUUCCUCUAACAAAAACGCCGUGAGUCAUCAAAAAAUGAUGCUUCUUUAGACAUUUCAAACACCGGAACAUUACCGAGCUGAUUGGGGUCAAUUUCAAUAAAAUCCCAUAUAUCAUUGUCGUUGAAUACAUGGCCGGCGGGGAUCUGUUGACCUUCUUGCAACGGGCGACACCGACGGAGGUUUCUCAGUAGUUUUUGGAAAGCUUCAUUGCUCUCAUUUUGCAGGACGAUUUGAAUCCGAUGCAUUUGUCGAUGAACGACUUGCUCAGGAUCGCUGAUGACGUCGCUUCAGGUGGGAUAGUUUUUUUUUUGGCCAAAAAACGAGUCAGUCCUGGAGGAUCCUCGCAUCUUUCCAUUUUUUGCAAAUGUACCCGAAAAUUAGAACAGACUCAAAGAUAGGUUUGAAAGACUUUUCUAGGGUCUUUUUUCGAGAAGGUUCGUUACAAGAAUAUAGAGAAAGAACUGAACAAAAAUUGAAAGCCAACGGAAAUUUACUUUUCCCUGAAGAUUUAGAAAUAACGUUCAGGAAAGGCUCCAUACACGAAUAUUUAUAGAAAAUCUUAUUCUCAAAAUUUUAAAAACCUUCGAAAGGUCCACUUAUCUGUCAAUAAAUUAUCAUUAUCAAAAGUAUAAUUAUAACUCACUGGCUCGGUCAAAACUGAUCGAAUAUACGAUUUCCAUGGUUUUUCAUGAUUCUAUUGACAUGGGAGGUCAUUUUACUUUGCGGUUGCAAAUUCUGAAAGUCUCAACCUGUACAACUGCUUAGUUUUCGAAAGGGCUCAAAGCCUCAGAAUGACCAUUUUAACGAAUUUUUUAGUGUUUUCUUUGACUUUGAGGUGUGAUUUCUCGAAAACUAGGGAGUUGUGCAGAUUUGACAUCAUUUUCCAGGCUGCGCCCUUCUGGAAGAAAAAGAAUACGUCCAUCGGGAUAUCGCCGCCAGGAACAUCCUCCUCACGCAAACCGGCUUUGAAAGAAUCGCCAAAAUUGCCGAUUUCGGUAUGGCUCGGUAUCAUCAGCCGAAGGAUGGGUUCGAAACCACAUAUUGAAAAAAAAGUUGAAAAAAAAUUCCAGAUUCGAAUUCUAUCAAGCGAUGAGUUCGACCCUGAUGCCCGUGAAAUGGACGGCCCCUGAAGCUUACAUUGACGGGAAGUUCUCCUCGAAAUCCGACGUCUGGAGCUACGGGAUUCUUUGCUGGGAGAUUUUCUCCCUUGGAGUCGUCCCCUAUCCGGAUCGAAAUAAUGAUGAAACCAUCGUCGCAGUGACCAGCGGAGAGCGUUUAGAAUAUCCCUAUGGGUGUCCCUAUAAGGUUAAUCUCGUAGAUUUUAGAAGGAAAAGCGUCUUCAGAAUGUUAGAAUUGGUCAGAAUGUUCGAAAAAAAAAAUUAUGAAAAAAUCAAAAAUUUGUGUUCUUACAAGGUUUACCUCCAAGUUUGAAUGAUGAUGUGAAAAGAAAAAAACUAAAAGUUGUAAAAAAAUUUUUAAAUUAUAGUUCAGAACUUAGGAAUCCCAGAGUGGUCCCUAUAGGGGUUAGGGGGUAAAACAACCCAUAUAGGGGCCGAAAAGGGUCGCUAUAGGGAUUCAGGAUCUGACCCCUUAGCCCCCAAAGCUCAAGUGGACCUUAUAGGGUUCUUUCAAUUUUAUUCAAAAAACACUUAUUUUUCAGUUUUUCACAUGGAAAUGCUUCUUCGCUUAGAGUUCAUGACAAUUAUCGAAAAACUAAAAUCUCUAUAGGGACCACUUUUGCAAGCUUUAGUGGUCCUUUGGGGCUGGUAAAAGGAUCCCUAGAGAUGACCCUUAAGUUCGCCCCUAUAGGGACCACUCAGGAGUUCCUAAGAAUGUUAUGAGUGUUUUCUUAAGGCUAAUCUUCCAUUUUUGAAGGAUUGUUGUAAGGUAAAUUAAUUGAUAAGUAAGGCAGAAAUGAAACCGAUGUUAACAAUCAAAAAAAUUGGUUUCCUACAAGGCUCAUGGGUUCAGAAAAACAAAGAAACGUUAUUUUUAUUAAAAGAAACAUCACAAAACGAAUGUUUCAAAAAAAACAAGUGACUAAUAAAGAUUUAUAUUUCCAAUAGUUUUUGUUAAUUGUAUAGGAAUUCUGAAUCUCUAGUGUUUCUAAAGAUUUAGCGGUUUAUCUGAAAUUUGAUACCUUUUAAAAGGUGGAAGCAGGUCCUUCAAAUUAAAAAAAAAAUUCAACCAUUCAGGUUUACCUCCUGAUGCGUAGGUGCUGGGAGACGCAAACGGAAAAUCGCCCGACUUUUUCAGAAAUCAAGGAUUUCAUCGAACAGUUAUUCACCGUAAUACCCUACCGUACUAUUUUUUCUGAACAUCAAGGCCUUCAGGACAAUGUCACAAUGAGCACUCCGUUCCCCGUGCAUCCAUAUUUGCUGAGCGAGUACCUGAAAAAGGGGAAUCACGUCGAGGAGACCUACCAGCCGUCUCAGAUCGGCGUCUGGGACACGCCUCUCGAGACACCUUCCACAGUAAUGACCGAGCUUUUGAACACGCCCGGCGCCACGGAAGACACCUGGAGCGACGCCCUCCUCAAUUAUCAGAUCGACGUCAGCCAGAAACAAGCUCGUCAGUUUUUUUUUUGAAUGUUCAAGGUGUUAUUAGAAAAAAUUCUGAUCAUCAUCGAAUUUUUUUUCUGAGGCUAAUCUUUCUUCUAAGAACACCAGAGUGGUCACUGGAGGGGCUAAAGCCUUUAUAGUGAACAGAAUAGUGCUUAAGUGGUCCCUCUAGGAGUUUAAUCUGGCCCUUAAGCCCCUAGCUUAAGUGGUCACUGUAGGGGUCUUUUGAUUUUUGGUUCUGAUUUGACUAGUGAGAGUUAAAAAGACGUAUAGGGAUCCUUAUCAUGCUCCCCUAGAGUGGCCACUUUUGCAGCUCUAUUAAUUUCUUUUUUUUUUUUGAUUUUCGGAAAGAAAGAUAGUAAUAUCAUUAUAUUCCAGUUGAUUUUCUGAUCAAUCGACACGAAACGCCGUUCAUCUCGGAGAAAGCCAAAGAGUUUUUGGAUUCGUUAAGGAAACAAGUCGACAUGUGCCAGGCCGCCAGGAAAUUACGAGGUGAAUCGCACAAAAAAAUGGAGCUUAAUAGUAAAAACUUAUGGAAAAAAUUAUCGUUUUAUUAUUUUAAAAACAAGUUUAUAAUUGUUGAAAAACUCAUGAGAUCAAUUUGAAACCGAAAAAAAGAUUCUUUUCUUCAGCAACCCAUACGAAGAAGGAAGAAGAAGAGGAGAAAGUGGCUGAAAACUACGCUCUGCUGGCACACACCUGUAAGACUCCCGAAACGCACAAAAUCGAGCUACCGUAACCUUUCAGCGACUGUCGAAAGGCCGACCUCGCUGAACAUGAAAGCCCUUGACGACAGUCUGGCCGUGGCGAUGAUGUCGCCGGAAAUGACGGCCCCGGCCCGGCAAUUCGAAGACAAUCUUGAUGGGCCACAGUUCUUGUCAUUUUGA
This is a messenger RNA of Caenorhabditis auriculariae, 14001 nucleotides long. Lineage: Eukaryota; Metazoa; Nematoda; Chromadorea; Rhabditida; Rhabditidae. The record is from the annotation of a GenBank genome assembly.